Linum trigynum is the source of this 7493-nucleotide messenger RNA. NCBI's taxonomy places the organism in Eukaryota, Viridiplantae, Streptophyta, Magnoliopsida, Malpighiales, Linaceae. The record is from the annotation of a GenBank genome assembly.
CGACUAUAUUGGAAUGCUGUGCACUUAAGUCCCGUUUGUUACACACCUGACAAGUGACAACCCACUUCAAAUAGUCGCCUCCGGCGAACAGGUUUCUUUGAUUCUCUCGCCGUCGUUCGGGAAAAUUAUUUCUUGCUUGGCGGGCGGGCGGGCUUUUCAUUGGGCUAAUAUGAACUCCAAAGGAAGAAGGUGAGAAGCCCAUCAAUCCGAUUGGGCUUUCUGCCCCCCAAUUACCCAAUCUAUAUUCGUCCGCCGUCUUGCACUGAACCACCGGCGCCACAUUUCUGCCUUCCGCCAGGCUCCCGGGGAAAAUGAAGCUAUGGCGUCCCCGACGAAGAACCAUUACGAAUCCGAGCUUUAUCUCAACCAGCAACUUCUGCUCCUGCAAUCCCUGCAGACCUGAUAACGACGAAAAAGAUAGAGAUGCCGACUUCGUCGGGGUUCUCGAAACGAUCGUACGAGGAAAGCAAAGCUGGAGAGCAGCUUUCAGCAAUCCCUCUCUCUGUGCUACACUGAGGAGUCGCCAUGUAGAGCAAGUGUUAGUUCGAACAGUUGACGACUCCAGGUUAGGUUUGCGGUUCUUCAAUUUCCUAGGCUUGCACAGGAAUUUCGACCAUUCAGCGCUGUCCUUCUGCAUUCUAAUUCAUUCGCUGGCAAAUGCUAAUCUUCAUUGGCCCGCUUCUUCACUUCUGCAAACGUUGCUGCUUCGCGGGUUGGAGCCAAGGCAGGUUUUUGAGGCUCUCUUGGACUCGUCCCGCUUGUGCAGAUUUAGCUCUGGUUUGGGUUUCGAUCUGUUGAUCCAGAAUUAUGUGGCCAACAAGAGAAUGGCUGAUGCUGCUUUGGUUUUUAGAUUGGUGAAAGGCUGCGGCUUAUUCCCAGAGGUUAGGACUUUGGGUGUGCUCCUGAAUGGGUUCGUGAAAGUUAGGCAAUUUGAUACGGUUCUGUGUUUGUAUGAUGAGGUUGUGAAUGCUGGAAUUAUACCUGAUGUUUACAUCAACACAGCAGUUAUUAGAAGCUUGUGUGAACUGAAGGAGUUCGUCAGAGCAAAGGAGAUGAUUCAAUGGAUGGAAAGGGGGAGAUUUGAGGUAGGUAUAGUGGGUUAUAAUAUGCUCAUUCAUGGGUUUUGCAAGAGCCAGAGAGUUUGGGAGGCUGUUGAAAUUAAGAACAGCUUGGCUCAAAAAAAUCUAAGAGCUGACGUGGUUACUUAUUGCACUUUAGUUCUUGGGUUGUGCAAAGUUCAAGCAUUUGAUGUUGGCUUAAUGAUAAUGAAUGAAAUGAUUGAGUUCGGGUUUGUUCCAAGUGAAGCUUCAGUUUCAAGUCUUGUUGAGGGUCUGAGGAAGACCGGGAGGAUUAUGGAUGCUUAUGAUCUGGUAAAUAAGGUUGAGGAAGCUGGGGCAGCCCCUAGUUUGUUUGUGUACAACGCAUUGAUCAAUUCCUUUUGUAAAGACGGGAAAGUCAAUGAAGCUGAGUUUCUUUUUGAAGCCAUGAGAAGGAAGGGUUUAUGUCCAAAUGACGUAACUUAUUCUAUUUUGAUUGAUUCAUAUUGCCGACGGGGGAAGCUAGAUUCUGCAAUUCAAUCUCUUAACAGAAUGAUUGAGGCAGGGAUAAAAGUCACAGUCUAUCCAUACAAUUCUCUAAUCAAUGGUCAUUGCAAGAUUGGCAACUUGAAUGCAGCAUGGUCUUUCUUCGAUGAGAUGGUUAACAUAGGUUUGGUUCCCACUGUUGUAACUUACACUUCACUGAUAAGUGGACUCUGCAACAAUGCAGACGUACACAAAGCACUUAAAUUGUACCAUGAGAUGACCGGGAAGGGGAUUGCUCCAAAUAUUUAUACGUUCACUGCACUCAUACACGGCUUUUGUCAAGCAAAUAUGAUGAAUGAAGCUAUCUGUAUGUUCAAAGAUAUGGUGAAUUGGGAUGUUAUGCCAAAUGAGGUCACUUACAAUGUCCUGAUAGAAAGACACUGCAAAGACGGUAACACAACCGAGGCUUUUGUUUUAUUUGAUGAAAUGUUGAAUAAGGGUCUUGUUCCAGAUACAUUUACCUAUAGGCCUCUAAUUGGUGGCCUUUGUUCUACUGGUAGAGUUUCUGAAGCUAAGGAGUUUAUUGACAGCCUUCAUAGAGAGCAUCACAAGUUAAACGAGCUAUGUUAUAGUGCACUACUUCAAGGCUAUUGCAAGGAAGGAAGAAUAAUCGAUGCUCUAAUUUCUGCUCGCGAGAUGGUAGAUCGAGGCAUUGACAUGGAUCUAGUCUGUUACUCUGUGCUUGUAGAUGGAACCAUGAGGAAGCAUGAUACAAAAAAGUUGUUGGGUCUUUUAAAUGAUAUGCGGAAUCAGGGAUUGAAGCCAGACAAUGUAAUGUAUACAAGCAUGAUUGAUGGCCAUGGGAAAAUAGGGAAUCUUAAGGAAGCAUUAGGACUUUGGGAUAUAAUGAUCAAUGAAGGAUGCAUUCCAAGUACAAUAACUUACACUGCCCUCAUAAAUGGUUUGUGCAAGGCAGGAUUGAUGGAUAAGGCUAUGCUUCUUUUCAAGGAAAUGUUGGCUGGCAGUUCUCUUCCAAAUCGUGUGACAUAUACCUGUUUUCUGGAUCAUCUAGCCAGGGAUGGAAACAUUGAGGAAGCUAGAGAACUUCACAACAUCAUGAUGAAAGAUUUUCUAGCCAACACCGUUUCAUGCAAUAUUCUUAUCCGAGGCUUGUGUAGAUCAGGUAAGAUGGAAGAGGCUAUGGAACUUAUAGAUGGAAUGACUGAGGCUGGUAUCUUCCCUGAUUGCAUUACCUACUCUACGAUAAUAUACGAGUACUGCAGAAGAGGAAAAUUGAAGGAAGCCUUAGAUUUGUGGGGGAGUAUGUUAAGUAAGGGCGUGAAGCCUGAUAACCUAGCGUACAAUUUUUUGAUAUACGGUUGCUGUAUUGUUGGGGAAGUGGGAAAGGCAUUGGAAUUACAAGAUGACAUGAUGAAGAAGGGAAUGAGGCUGAAAUUAAGUACUCAUAGUGCUCUGAAUCAUGCAAAUCGUCAUUUGAAAUUGACAGGAUAGGUUUGGUUGUAUCAAAAGUUUUGACUUCUAUUGUGACAUGAGGACUGUGUAGUUUCCCAGCCCUGCUUCCGGUAAGUACCUUGAUGCUCAUUAUGUUGCUUCGUCAGGCAGUAGUUUCAUAGGUUUACUUUUUUCUUUUAGCAAUGUAGAUGGAAGGAUGCUUAAUGUAAGGAUCAGGACCAGCUGUUAGGAAGCUGCAGUACUUUGUUCACUCCUUGUUGACAGUUCUCAACUUCCCAUGUAAACUUCCAUUAAAACUAGUAAUACCCUUCUGGUGAAAACAUGUACAUGUCCAAGCUAAUGAUGACUGGCAUACUUGUUUCCUACACUCGGUCAGGGAAAACUAGUAGACACAUUAAGAUGUUGCUAUCAUGUCUUUUUGCUGUAUACCUCUACAAUAAUGUGUGGAUAAAUAUAUGUUGUCAGCUCAAGGCUAGCAUUUUCCUAAUGGUAGCCAAUAUUUGUUUUUCACAGAAUAAAUGCAUCUAGCUUUCCAAGCCAUUAUUGGAAUAUAAUCUAAUAAAGAUGAUAGGCAAAUUUACAAAGCAUGAGCAUUAAGUAACAGAGAAUCUGUAGAUUAAGAUAAAAGAAAUAGGAAAUUUAAAUGGGUUAUGUUUGCAAACUUCUAUAGGGGCAAUGCAGGCCAUUUAGGUUCCGAAACCUCUUAGGUAAAUUCAUCAACCUGUAAGUUCUGCCAGUUAAUUUAGAUGAAAAUGGUAGGUUAUAGACCUGAUAAUGAUAGGCCUUUAACAUUUAUGCUAUCUGUGGAUAGAGUCUAAUUGUUUGAUACUGAUACUGGAUCAACAUUUUACCUUUCCAAUUAGCAUGGCUGCUAAAUGAUAGCUCAAUGCAUUAUCUGCUAGGUCAAGUUUAUCCAGGUCUACAGUUCCAUAAUCUUCAUCCAGAUUCAAUUGCAAUUAGUGACCAAAAUCACAGGUCUAGGGAGCUAAAUAAAAAAUACUAAAAGUUUCAAUCUGUCAUAAUGUUCAUCCAGAAAGAAAAUCUCUUUGGGACUGAGUUGGUUGUUAGACCUGUAUAUGGAAGCAUAAUAAAUGGUAAUUAUGGAUCUUUCUUACACCUAGGAGGGUUCUCAUAGCAUGCUACUGCGAACUAAUUUCAUACAAUAGCUGUCUUCUUCUCGUGCCUGAAACUCAGUGGCGGAGCCAGAAAAUUGGCCAAGGGGGUGUCUUUAUCAUAUCAUAAAAAAUCACCUAUACAAUAGAGAAGUCAACUUUAAAUUAAACCAAAAGUCAACAACGCAAUACUCUAAAUUCACACAAUUACAUCAAAAUAGUUUCACGUACAUCGGUUACAACGUCAAACAAAUAAGUUCAGUACAUACAAAUCAAGACUUCCAUUCAUCAAAUAUUACAAAUUAGAACUCAGAAGUACCUUGGAAUUGAUUUUGUGAAACAAACAAGUGAACUUCAAUUGGUACUUCUUCACUUUCAACUUUGUUUAAACAAAAGACAAGAAAUUUCUCUGUUGUAGAGCUACAAAAAAAAUGAGCGAGUUUAAACAAAAGACAACAAUUUAUUACUAUAAAUAAAGACGAAAAUGCAUUACAUAACAAAACUCACUCGAUCGAAAUGAUAAGAAAUUCUUUCUGCAACUGAAUGGUCAUUGGUUGGAAUUUGUAUGUACCCCUACUCGGAAAUUUUUUCUCCAAAGCCAAGGGGGUGCAAAGCACCCCCUCCUCUCCAAGUGGCUCCGCCACUGCUGAAACUGGAAAUAGAUAAGCGAGCAAGCAAUCUAUAUAUAGCUCUUCCCGAAUUGGCAUCUCUAGACAACUCCUUUUCCAAUGGACUUCACUCGUCAGCACCAGAUAACUUGGACACUACUGCUGCUGCAGAUGGUAUUUCUGCUCCACCAAGUAACAUUACCAGGAGAAACUGUGUCUAGAAGUUGAAAUUAAAAGCGUGCAAUUAGUCUUAUUAGAUCAUUUUCAUGGUUGUGGUGGAAAGGGUACAUGAUUAGAUAUGGGUGAUAAACUCUCUGAUGUUGACCUUGUGAUAAUACUCUGUUUAAAUUGACUCCUUGUUUCAUCUUCAAUUUCUUCCUUUCCCCCUACCCUUAGCUGUGCUGUUUUUCAAAUUGUUACAUAUUUCCUCAGAGAUGGGCCCUUGAUAGUAAGUCUGCACGUGAAAGCUUACAACUAAAUCAUCCAGGCAUACAAGUGGGCUUUUCUUUCUACUGUUUGUUGGAAAUGCCUUCCGGUUUGUCUGUAUAAUAAAUAAUAUUUAUUAUCUUCUCUAGGUUAGGGGUGAACCUCCAGAAGAUUUCCGUGCGCUGUUGAAGGAAUGGGAGAAUCUCUGCAAGCAAUAUGGUUACUAUCCUUGAAAAGAUACGUUCAAGAAGAUCAAUACCUUCGAAAGUUGGCUUCAAAAGUUGAAGAUUGAAAUGGCGAUAGAAUCAAUGAAGCUGACGUUGCAACUGGUGAAUUUGAAGUCCCAAAGAUAGUCGACAUGUGUUUUGGUGAUCAUAGUUCUUCUGGGAGCCAUGGAUUGAAACUUAAGGUACAUCGCGCAUACUGCCACUUCAUGUUUGUUGGGUAGAAGAUGGCAUGUUAUUGUGGAAGAAAAGUAGUCCUAAUGCUCUUCUGAUGAUUAAGAAUGAACUGGAUCAGGUCCGUUUGUCUUUUGGCCAUUGACCUGUUUAUCGCUUCUGGUGUUCUUUUGCCUGAUCUUCAUGUUAUGUCUAUCUAGAACAUCCUGUGUUGGUCAGCUGUGCAAAAACCAGGACAUGGUGUAGAUUAUGAUUUUCUCCUCAGAAACUGAGUGGACAUGCUUGCUGUAGAUACCAAGUACCAAAUAUAUGCUAUCCUGGUACAUUUUGUGAUAUAAAAAUUCGAAUGUUGUAACAUGGUACCAUUAUGUCGUGUGAAAUCCGUUACUUAUGUGGAUAAUCCUUAAGAAGUAAUUUGCAGUGGUUUCAUUGUUGCAUGUUACAAUAUUCUUAUUAAAGAUUGUGAAUCUUGUUAUACCCUUCAGUAUGAACUCCUGUCCAUAUUGCUUCUUCACAUGCAGUAGAUCUUAGAUUUCCUUCUUAAGAUGGAAUGACCGAGACUGGUACUUUCAAGACUGCAUUACGUACUCAACGAUAAUAUAAGAGUACUACAGAAGGGGAAAUUUGCCGGAAGCCAAAGUAAGAGCGUGAAGCCUGAUACGCUAGCUUACAAUUUUUGUUUACACACAGUUGUAUAUGUUGGGGAAGUGGGGAUGGCACUGGAAUCACGAGAUCACAUGAUGACGAAGGGACUGAGGCUGAAAUUAAGUACUCCUAGUGCACUGAAUCAUAGUAGCAUACAACUCUUCAUUUGACAUUGGCAGGGUAGUUCCUUUAACCUUAAAACACUCGAAAUGCUCUGAAUUGUGCUCGACUGUUUUCCCCUUGGUAAUAAUGAUGACGGAAGGCCUUUCCUCUGUCACUAACUGCUCUGAAACUUUUGCUUCUUCAUCAGCUAGUUACUGUUUCUGCCAUGUUGUGCGCCAAGGAACCGACAUCCUUGCAGAAAGACGGUCAGUCACUCUUCUCGUCGUGCUCAAUCUGCUGAGACAUUCCUAAGCACAUAAAGAUUGUGGCAACUGGUGAUGCGUUGCAGCUUACUUAAGCUGUCUGGACAACAGUUGAUGUUCAUUUGAUUUCCAGUACAAAAUGGUAAACAUAUUACGCGCUCUUGCAUCAUUCUGUCUUCCUGUGAUGCUAAAUAUUUUCCUCCUGUUGUUGUCAGAGUUGAAGUUACAAAUAUUUAUGUUCCUAAUAUUAGGUUUCUGGACAAUUAUAUUUUUGUAUUUUCGUUGAAGGACAAAUAUAUUUGUUGAACACUUGAGGUUUUCACACAAGUUCAAAUACCAUCAUCUCCUAAACUCAAUAGGUCACAAUAACUCAAAUUAUUCAAAAAUGUUCAACUAUAUAUCUCAUACUAUUUACAAAUGUAAAUGUAACAUCCAGAAUCUUUCCUCAACCAAUAUGUUAUUCGCUUUUUUUGUUGUUGUUGUUGUAGGAAACGGAGCGCUAAGGGGCACCCCAACCCUUAAUUAAUGACCAAACGUGGGGUUUGAACCCCGUUAGUGUCGUAGUACAACCAGUAACCCAAACACGGGUUAGGAAUGUCAAUCACAUGUAACCCAACAGGAAGCGAGUGACCCCGGGAAGCCAGAAAAUCAGCUACAAAAUUGCCCUCCCGAAAAACAUGUCCAAUAGUGACCUCCCACUCUAGGGUCAGGAACCGUCGAAUGGACUUCAAAAGCAUACGAUGCGGGUGGCUCGAGGGAUCCUCUUGUAUCAGCGAGACAGUCAUCACCGAGUCAGUCUGAACCGCGAGCUUCCGAAUCUCCAUGUCCCAGGCAAUAUGUUAUUCGCUUUAGAUGUAGACCUGCACGAUUUUGGUACUCUGGUGAUGCAUGUCAAGGUUACUCAUAUUUUUGCGUUCCUCCACAAUAAACAUGUUUAACUUCA